AUGCCGUUCUCCUGGUGUAGAAUUAUCGGUCUUCUGUCGGUUUGUUUGCUUGCACUAGUGACGGCACAAGAUUAUUACGGUAUUUUGGGUGUUGCAAAGGAUGCAUCCGACAAAGAUAUCAAGUCUGCGUAUCGACAGCUAUCCAAGAAGUAUCAUCCAGAUAAAAAUCCUGGAGAUGAGGAUGCUCAUCACAAAUUUAUCGAGGUUGGUGAGGCAUAUGAGGUGUUGAGCGACGAUCAAAAACGUCAAGUGUACGAUCGCUACGGAGCCGAUGCGUUGAAAAACGGAGGCAAUGGAGGCCCGGGAGGACCAGGAGGACCUCAUGGUGGAUUUGGGGGUGGUUUUGGAGAUCCCAUGGAUAUGUUUGAGCAAAUGUUUGGAGGUGCCCAUCGUGGCGGACAUAGAGGCAGACCUCGUGGCCAUAACCUGGAGGCAAGAGAAGAACUUACUCUAAAAGAAUACUAUCACGGCACUACCUUAGAUUUCACAUUGAACUUGAACGAUUUUUGCGAUCAUUGCCAUGGAUCUGGUUCUCAAGAUGGUAAAACAACGCAAUGUGGACAAUGUCAGGGCCAGGGUGUGGUUAUCCAAGUGGUAAGAAUGGGGCCCAUCACGCAGAAGCUUCAGCAAAUCUGUGGUGCAUGCCAAGGCAAAGGCAACAUCAUUAAAAACAAAUGUCGCACAUGCAAAGGCGCAAAAGUUGAGAGAAAAGCCAAACCGUUCCAUGUUGACGUGCCUGCUGGUGCACCUAGGGAUUUCGUGGAUGUCAAAACUGGCGAAGCUGACAAGGGACCCGACUUUGACUCUGGAGACGUUUUUAUCAAGUUUACGGAAUCAUCCAGAAACAAUAUGGGCUACAGAAGACGCGGUGCACAUUUAUACAGAACUGAGGCAUUGAGCUUGGAAGAAGCACUCAAAGGCGGAUGGAACAGAAAUAUUGAGUUUUUCGACAAGAACAAGAAGGUCAACUUGUCUCGUAAAGCUGGCGUUCCGGUAAGACAUGGAGAAGUCGAACGUAUACCGCACUUUGGUAUGCCAAUACCAGGCAAAGCCAACACUUUUGGUGACCUUUUCGUGGAUUACGUGGUCAUCAUGCCAACCAAAGUGGCAGACCAACUGAUAAAAGACGAAUUGUAA
Lachancea sp. 'fantastica' is the source of this 1137-nucleotide messenger RNA. NCBI's taxonomy places the organism in Eukaryota, Fungi, Ascomycota, Saccharomycetes, Saccharomycetales, Saccharomycetaceae. The record is from the annotation of a GenBank genome assembly.